Coniophora puteana RWD-64-598 SS2 is the source of this 1944-nucleotide messenger RNA. RefSeq names its product Nramp-domain-containing protein. Gene Ontology annotation, biological process: iron ion transport; intracellular manganese ion homeostasis. Gene Ontology annotation, molecular function: cadmium ion transmembrane transporter activity; manganese ion transmembrane transporter activity. Gene Ontology annotation, cellular component: membrane. The record is from RefSeq and is a predicted model, not a curated record. Bases 1 to 1719 code for a protein of 572 amino acids. The transcript is spliced from 8 exons. Lineage: Eukaryota; Fungi; Basidiomycota; Agaricomycetes; Boletales; Coniophoraceae.
AUGUCAUCUCAAGACUCUUUACCUGUCCACCCCUCCCCUGAGACGAGACAAAGUCACGGCUCUGCAAAAGCGAGAUCGACUCUACGGACGAUAGCUCAUCAUAUAAGGAGACACGCUGGCGUCGGGAUUAUCAUCUCGGUUGGCUAUUUCGACCCUGGUAAUUGGAGCGUCGAUUUGCAAGCGGGUUCGACUUUUGGGUAUAGGACAAUGCUGUUUGUAAUCCUGUUGGCUGGCAUUAUGGCCAUCAUCCUCCAGGUGUCUGAGCAUAUACUAUCAGACUUGGCGACGAACUGUCGAGUUUUGCUGCACAAACACCCCAAGCACCCCAAGCUCAUCCGCCGAUGCGUUCUCUAUCCACUUUACGUGCUUGCCGAGAUCUGUAUCAUCAGCACCGACUUGGCAGAGCUGCUGGGCUCCGCCAUUGGGACAUGCCUGAUAUUUCCCAAACUUCCUAUAUGGGCUGGAGUACUGAUCACGGGCGUCGAUGUUCUCAUAUUUCUCAUCAUCGGUGAUCCGACCAGAAACCGAGGGCGGCCAGUUCAGGUUUUUGAAUUUGCGAUGAUUAUCCUGGUCGGGAUUGUAUUUGUUGGCUUUAUCGUUUUGAUUGUCAAAGUCAGUCCAAACUGGGCUCAGGCGUUCUAUGGGUUCAUUCCCUCGAAUCGUCUCCUUCAAAGCUCGCCUAAUGCUGUCUAUAUAGCUAUUGGCAUCGUAGGGGCCACCGUUAUGCCCCACACACUUUUUCUGGGAUCUUACCUCUCCACCCAGGACAGGGUCGAGAUAGUGCCGCUCGAGCUCCCCGAUCCAAGCCUCGCCACGGCAUCGCGUUUUCGCCGGUGGUGGAAGUCGUUCACAUCCCAGUUCUAUGCAACCAGGAUGUCGGAGGACCGUAGAAUUGAGAUCGAGACUCGACAUGGGUAUAGAGACAAUAACUCUCUAUCCUUUAUCCGGGCCCAUAUGACUCACGGACUUGUCGAUAUUGUCGUAAGCUUGUUGACCGUUGCUGUGCCUGUGAACGCUGCCAUCGUCAUACUCGCUGCCACAGUGUUCUAUGAUCCCAAUACCUUGUCCGACGGAAGUCUCUUCACGAUGCAUGAUCUUAUACGUGACACUCUUGGAAAAGGAUUCGCGUUCAUCUUUGCUCUGGCACUCGUGUGCUCAGGUCAAACCGCCAGCAUAACGGCAACUUUCGCUGGACAGCUCGUCUCCGAGGGCUUUAUUCAAUGGCACAUCUCUCCAUUCCUACGCCGCCUCAUCACGCGCCUUCUGAGUCUGAUACCCUCGAUGAUCGUUGCUAUUUCCUCAGGCAGAUCUGGCAUUGAUACGCUGCUCGUCGCGUCCCAAGUCGCGCUCUCCGUCGUCCUCCCGUUCGUCGCAUUCCCGCUCAUCUAUCUCACGGCAUCUAAAAGUGUCAUGUACGCGAGACGGGAGCGCACCGACGAUCAACGCGCGAAUGGAGAUGAAAAUGCAUGCGGCAAGGAUGUGCCGCAAAAUGACGACAAGAAGGCGGAGCUUGAGAGCGCUGCUGUUGAGGCGCCGCCAAUGCUCACCGUCACCGAGGUCGAGGUCACGGCUUCGCCGGUCAAGGUGCCACGGGAGGACAAGAUGGACUUCAGCAACUCGUAUAUGAUGACUAUCGUUGCAUUCUUGGUGUGGGCAGUGGUGGUACUGGCCAACGUGUAUGUCAUCGUUAUGCUCGGGCUCGGUGACACGGGUGAAUAGAGGUACAAACCGUUAACGAUCGGGGCGUCGGAGUUGCAGGGUGCACUUCGACGUACGUUGCUGAUCACGCCCAGCAUAACCAUAGGUAUAGAUUCGAGUGGCUGCAGGUGUACAGUACCAUACAAACGUAUCAAGAUCAGACCACGAAACGAAUUGAUGAAGCCCAACAAGGUCCAAUAGCAUUCAUGUUGACUACUCACACGUCAAGAUAGUCGUUCAAGUUUA